Fomitopsis serialis is the source of this 207-nucleotide messenger RNA. RefSeq lists its product as uncharacterized. The transcript has a single exon. The record is from RefSeq and is a predicted model, not a curated record. The annotation marks the transcript as partial. Lineage: Eukaryota; Fungi; Basidiomycota; Agaricomycetes; Polyporales; Fomitopsidaceae.
UUUUCCGCUACAUACAACAUCUACGACGAUGCGGUGCCUGUAUUGCGCAAGGACGUCACGCACCCAUACUCGCUGAGGGAGUUCGCGGGCGACACGCAGGAGUACCAGUGGAAGAUGAAUGGCAAGAAGAGUGCUCCCCGGCGAGUAAGCGAGAGCCGUGGAUUAACAGCGUCUCUUCAUGAAGACCAUGACGAGCCGGGAGCUUGA